CUUAGACCACUGCCUAGAGGAACUCUGAUUAAAAUGCUGAACCUCUUUCAUCUUCAUUUCUCUAUUGUAAAAUAAAGGAUCAUUUCAGAGGUUCCAUCAAGAUCCAGCAUAGCAUCUUAUGCUAUGAAGAUGCCUAGAGGGGACACCUGCAACAUAAGGGACCUGAGGAGAGAGGUAAUUCUUCUGCAGAGAGAGAGCUUCUGCAUUUGUGAUGGGACAACCUGGACAAAGGUCGGAUGGGAGAUUUUUCCAGAGGAAGUACACUACCUGAAAGUUAAGGCUCUUCCAUCCCACUGUCUACCCUACCCUCUGGACAAACUCUGCUGCAACUUUGCUAACGUGGACUUAAUCCAGGGUUCCUUACGCCUCAUGUACAUCCUAGUGCAAGCUCUCUUCUUAAUCCUGUUUGUCUUAUCUGUGCAUUACCUAUGGAUGAAAUGGACCAGGCACCAAAGAAAGCAGAAAAAGCAAGCCUCUCUAGAGAAACACAGCAGUGACCUAGAGAGUGCAUCCAUCUACGACAUUGAACAAAUACUCUGUAGACUGCUGGCCACAACAUCCAUGAUGACCAAGUUCCUGAAGCAGACAAGGAAACUAAAAUUCAGAGAUGCUCAGAAACCUGGCUCAAGGAACACAGCCAGUAAAAUGAUGGAUUCAAGAUACCAACGCUGGCAGCUUAACUCCUGAGCUCCUCCACAACAAAAAGAUGGCAACCUUCCUAGCAAGUUGUCCACUUUGGAACUACAAGCCUAUAUGACUUUAAGGAAUUUUCGUCAUACUCUGACUACUCUAGCUUUACUGUUAAUCUAAAUCACUAUCACUGUGUAUGCUUUCGUUUGUAAAUUAAUCUUUUGAAUUAAAGCUGAAAGUAUGACUUGCCAAA
Messenger RNA from Phodopus roborovskii (desert hamster), 883 nucleotides. It is a transcript of the gene Tex50, whose product is annotated as testis expressed 50. The transcript is spliced from 4 exons. NCBI's taxonomy places the organism in Eukaryota, Metazoa, Chordata, Mammalia, Rodentia, Cricetidae. Bases 124 to 687 code for a protein of 187 amino acids. The record is from RefSeq and is a predicted model, not a curated record.